Molecule: messenger RNA, 2440 nt
Organism: Manis pentadactyla (Chinese pangolin)
Lineage: Eukaryota; Metazoa; Chordata; Mammalia; Pholidota; Manidae
Gene: EVI2A
Product: ecotropic viral integration site 2A
Exons: 3
Coding region: 791-1549 (252 amino acids)
Cellular component (GO): membrane
Source: RefSeq, a predicted model, not a curated record
AACAAACAAAUCUUAAGGGGCAGACACUUAGGGGGGAAAAAUGAAGUCUAUUUUAGACAUACUGUAUAUGAGACGAUGACAGGACAUUUGAGGGGAGAAUGUGUGUACACAUUCAACUACACAAAAGCAUUUUCUGUCCCAUAUAAUCUAAGUUUACUAGGUAUUUUCCCAAAUUGUUGCAGUUCCACAAUUUGAGAUGUGGAUGACACAUACAUAACGCUGUUGCUUUUAUCUGACCAAUAUUCCAGUCUCCAAACUCAUGUUAUCAAACAGCCUGUGAUAUACAAAUAAAAUUUUUAGUGAAGACAUGAAUGCUGCAGGGAAAAUGCCACUUCAUCUUCUUCUAAGUGAAACUAAUUAAUGUAUCAUUCAAAAGCAUACAGCAGGCAUAAAUAAUGAGCAUAAUGUCAAAAGGCGUUGAGCAGAAAACCCUCCCUGCCCUGGAGGCGGGGAUUUGCUCCACAAAGCCUCCAGUCAGGCCGAUGGCUGAUUAGACCAGUUAGAGCUUUUGUUUUUUUGUUUUUUUCCCCUGUGACAUGUGCUUUAGUUGCAGUGGAAAGGAAAUGUGUCAUCUGUGGUUUGGUUUUAAAACUGGAAAGCUAGCCGUACAUAUCCUUUUUUACUGCAGAUUUACUUUUAAGGUUCAUGGUCUCUAAAUCUGUUAUGCCGUAAAUUACAUGGAAGCUGUGCUUCAAGACAAGAAAAGAAGUGGCUUAUUAAAAUCAGGUUAUAAUCAGAUCUUGACAAGCAUUUUGUAAGUUUGUUUAUUUGGGGAUGACAGUACCUCUGGAUGAAGACAAUCAACAGCAGGCCUAUUAUCUACCCCAGGAGUACCAGUAUAUUCAUGAACAUGGACCACAUAAGACAUUACCUGCAUCUUGCCUUUCUGACGACAACAGUUUUUUCUUUGUCUCUUGGAACAAAAGCAAACUAUAGCCAUCUGUGGGCUCACAACACUACUGUCUGGGAUCCAGAUAUUCAAAAUAAGACAGGCAGACACCAAAAUGAAAACAUUAACGCAAACCCUACAACUCCUGAAGCAGAUAAAAAAGGUAAUUCUACAAACAUGCCUGAAAUAGCAUCAUCAUCCCACAUCGUAUCUUUAACUCCUAAAUCUGAUCUGGAGCUUCAUGUACCUUCUGUUUUCCGGAACUGUUCUCCAACAGUACAGAGCAUCAAAAACACGAGCAAUAAUCACAGUGAAAUUUUCAAAAAAGAUUCCUGUGAGGAGAACGACAACAAAAUGGCUAUGCUAGUUUGCUUAAUUAUAAUUGCAGUGCUUUUUCUUCUCUGUACCCUUCUGUUUCUAUCAACUGUGGUCCUGGCAAACAAAGUCUCAUCUCUCAGACGAUCAAAACAAGUAGGCAAGCGUCAGCCUAGAAGCAAUGGCGAUUUUCUGGCAAGCAGUGGUCUCUGGCCUGCUGAAUCAGAUACUUGGAAAAGAGCAAAGCAGCUCACAGGCCCCAGCCUAAUGAUGCAAUCUACUGGAGUGCUCACAGCUACAAGGGAAAGAAAAGAUGAAGAAGGAGCUGAGAAACUCACUAACUAACAGGUGCUUUAGUGAAGAAAAAUGCAAAGCAGCAAUCAGACAGUUUAUGAAGUAAAAAUGAAGUCAGUGUGAUAUUUAAUGCCAACGUGUUGGUUGGUCUGAUGUCUAAAAUCUGACAUGGCAGGCUUGCGAUCUGAACCAAGCAGGUGAGAAGGAGAGAAGUAGGCCUGCUUACUUAAUUACUUAAACUGUGUGUUUUAGGUCUGACACUGAAUAUUUUAAAAAGCAAAUAAUAAAACAACCUACCAUUUGGGAAAGGUUUUAAAGACUAGUUGAAGGAACUAAGAGAGGUAGAAAAGGACAAUUAAGUAGUUCCUGUUCAGCAAUAGUAGUCAGAUGAUCUUUGUCUGAAUGUAAUUUAACUUUGAAGAGUUUCACAGUAUGCCCUUAGGAGCAAGUAUAUGCUUCAACAUCUAACAGAGGUCAAGUUAUCAAUGCAUAGAGUUGAAAUGUAUAGUUCAAUGGUACUUCUCAGCUGAAUACGACGGGAUCCGUACCAGCUCACAUAUCAAUACAGCUAAUUUUAUGCUAGAUGUUUUAAUCUUAACUAUGGCACACUUGUUUUUCUACUAUAAAUAUUUAAUUAAAACUUUUAAUUUUGUAUAAUAAAUUAAGAUUUGUUAGAAUAAAAUUGACUGUAUAUCUGCAUGCACAUCAUUAUCUUAGAGAACACCACGAAGAUCAAUAAGAAAUGGAGCAUAACCGAAACAGAUGAGGUUUACAGCCACACCAGAAGACCGAGUAUAACUGUAAAGCAUAUCUUACUGUUUAAGUGUAACACACCUCUAUUCCAUAAAUGCUGCUUACUGGAUUAUUUAUAGCAAAUAUCCAAAGGCUGAUUAAUUUUUGGACUUCAAGGAUGCCAAGUGGCCUAAUAAAUGACCAAUUUAA